CCUUCCGGGAAUUCUUCAAUUCACGGGAGCAGAAUCAGAAGCAGAAGCAGGAGCAGGAGAGCAGAGCGUGACCCAGCCACCCACUCAACCAUGUAUCGACUGGCGGUGCGAGAUCAGUGCAAGUGCGCCCUGCAGCGUACGCUGCAGCAGACCACGACAAGUAGCAGCAGGCAGUUUAGCCAGAGCCAGGGCCAGAGCCAGAACAACAGCAGGAGUAACCGGGAGCAGGGCAACCAGCAGCAAGGACGACAAGGAUAUGGCUAUCAGAGCCUUCCGCCGCCACCAAACAUGCGCGAAGCUAGCUUCGGCAAAGUCGUGCUCUUCGUUUCCCCGUUGGCGGCCGUGGGCGGUGUCAUCACCUACGCCAAGUACGACGACGACUUCCGUAAGUUGGUGGAAAAGAAUGUGCCUGGAGCAGGUACGGUCAUCAAGGUGGCGCUGCAGGAAGAGCCACCGUUCCAGGGUAUCACGAAGAGUGUCAACGAGCAGGUUGACAAGGUCAAGGCCGGCUUUGACACUGUAACCUCUUCCGUUGACUCUGUCACAUCCAAGGUGACUGGUCUUUUCGGCGGCGCCAGUGAGGACAAGCCGAAGGUGCCAAAGUUGGAGCAAGUGAAGGGGGACAGGGCUGAGAAGAAGUCCCUGGCGGUCUCGUCGCCUGCUAAGGUUGAGUCCAAACCGAUUGAAAAGCCAGCCGUCAAGCCGGUUGCUCUGGUGAAGCCCAAAGAGGAACCGCUGCCCCGCGAGGUUGUGGAGCUGGAGAAGACCAUUGAGCUGUCCGCCCAGCUGGCCGUUAAGGAGUACAACCACGCAAUCACCGUCCUGAAGAGCUUCAACGAGGAUGUGCGCAAUGUGGUAGACAAGGCGGUCGAAAAAGGCGACAAUGCAGUAUGGACCAAGUUGAGGAAUCGCGCCGGAGCCCGUGACACAGCAGUGGCCACGGCUGAGAGAGCGGCGCGGGAAGCCCAGGAGAAAAUUGUUGCCUGUGAGAUUGCGUUGAGUGCCGCUGCCACGGCUCAAAAUACUAAAACAAUCGAGGCUGUGCGCGACAAGAUUAAGAAGCUGGUGGACCAUAUAGCUACCAUGAAGGAUGAACUAUAUCGGCACAAGGACACCGCCAGCGUAUCUGACAAGUACUGGCUGAACGUGGAGAAGGCGCGCAACUACUUCAUUGACGAGAUCGAGUCCAUUUUCCCGGGGCUAAGUCUGGCCGACCGGACUCUCAAUUUGUCCAAGGAGGACCUCGAUCUUUUCAUCUUGCACGCCUACACCCACGUUCUCGCCUAUCAAAAGGAGCUGCAGCGCCUGCAAACUGACGGUGAACUGCGCCUGAAGCGGGCUAUAGACUCUCUGCGUGGCGACAGUGAUUCGGAGGCAUUGCGCGCCCAGCUGGAAUACCAUCUGGAGGCGGAGCGACGUAAGCUGGCCGUGGAGAACCAGAAGAAGAUUUUCCACAUCCAUGCCGAGUCCGACAAGGUGCUACGCCAGCAGCUCAAGAAGCAGGCCGAGGCUCAUGCGGAUCACAUCAAGGAUAUUGUGGCACAGCGGGAGACCGAUCUUACUCGCAGCUUCAAGCGGGAGCUGGAAGACAAGCUGGCCACCGAGAAGGCCAACUACAAGCUUCAGCUGGCCGCUAUGCUGGGCAAGCUGCGAGGCAUGGAUGCGGCUCUCCAGGAAAUUGAGACAGAGUUCCAAGAGCGUGCGGAUUCGGAACGCACUGCCAACCAAGCUCAAGCUUUGUGGGCCGCCUGCCAAGCCCUGUGGGCCUCCGUGCGCACUGCCACCCCCGGAGUUCACUACAAGGAAAAGCUGCGUCCUCUGAAGAACGAGAUCAAUGCUAUUGCCAAGGUGUCGAAGGGCGAUGAUCUGGUGGCCGCAGUGCUACAGAGCAUGCCGCAGGAGGCUCGGGAGCGCGGUGUUUAUCCCGAGGAUGCCUUGCGGGAACGUUUCUUGAACGUGGAGCGUGUGGCACGCCGGUUGGCGUUGGUUCCGGAGGAUGGAGCCGCCCUACCCAUCUACUUACUGUCCUAUCUGCAGUCGUUGUUCAUCUUGCGACCCGACAACCCCAUUUCCAAGGACGAACUCGAAAACAAACCUUUCGACUACAGCAAGCUGGACACUUACGACAUCCUGAACAGGGCCAGGUACCAUGUGGAUCGCAGCGAUUUUCUGCAGGCACUGAAGUACUUGAACCUGCUGCAGGGUGCGCCGCGCCAGAUAGCCGGCGAGUGGAUGAAAGAGGCACGCCUCAUGCUGGAGACGCAGCAGGCGGCUAACACCCUAAUGGCCCACGCUGCCGCCAGCGGCCUUCUGUAUUUGUAGACUACGUCCCCAUCCCUUUCUCCUUCAAGGAUAGAAAUUAUACACACACAGACACACCUAUGAUUUGUUUUUAGUCCAGGAGAAGACGGAUCACAGCCCGAGAACGAUAGCGAAACAGCAAUAUGUAAUUUGUCCUACGAGAGAUCAUAUAUAUUACAUAUAUUUGUAACAUUUUGUUUAGCUUCAAUUAUAAAAAUUAUAUAUAUAGAAACGCCAUUAAGUAAAGCCCCAAACAACAAGAUUUCUAAGCGCGAGUGCGGUCUGAUGGCGAUUUCGAAAGCGAUAAUUGGAACCUAAAUUUUCGAUUGUAAAAAUGUAUAUUAGAUUAAACUAUGGAACACAGUUAGACAAUUGAA
Molecule: messenger RNA, 2678 nt
Organism: Drosophila ananassae
Lineage: Eukaryota; Metazoa; Arthropoda; Insecta; Diptera; Drosophilidae
Product: MICOS complex subunit Mic60
Exons: 9
Coding region: 91-2322 (743 amino acids)
Biological process (GO): cristae formation
Cellular component (GO): MICOS complex
Source: RefSeq, a predicted model, not a curated record